Molecule: messenger RNA, 1076 nt
Organism: Cotesia glomerata
Lineage: Eukaryota; Metazoa; Arthropoda; Insecta; Hymenoptera; Braconidae
Gene: Pmi
Product: transmembrane protein 11, mitochondrial
Exons: 3
Coding region: 470-994 (174 amino acids)
Biological process (GO): inner mitochondrial membrane organization
Cellular component (GO): mitochondrial inner membrane
Source: RefSeq, a predicted model, not a curated record
GAAGUGAAUAAUAAAAUAAGAAUAAAUAAAUAUUUGCAAGUUUGGAUUUUAAUACUUGAAACUCUCAUAGAUGAUGUUAAAAUACAUGUCUUGAUUCAAGUUAUAAAAUCUUCAACCCUUUCUAUCUGAGUAGCCUCCAUGGUCUCCAUCUCUCUUGUUUCCCCUUAGUGAAUCGCAAAUCAGUAUUGAACGGGAAUACAGUAUAUAUUAUUUUCUUAAAUUCCCGAAGAUGGAAUCUGGGUCAAUAUAAAAGACACAAGCUAAAACAUUAUCCAAAUCAACCUUUUUUUAUGUCUUUUUUUCUUCCAAAUUAUUAAUGGUUGUGUACAAGCCUUUAGAUUCCAAGCUUGCUCCCAGUCAGCUGAUGACUACACGUUUUUAUCAUAUAAUUUUCACCCGUUUGUAUCGAAAAUAAUCAAGAAAUAUUACUCUAGUCAAAAAUUGUGGGAUUUUGUUGACAUAAGAUAUUAUGGAUGAUAACAAUUUUAAAAACGAUUCUUCAAAUGUUGCUAUUAUUCGAGAGGUAUAUGACGGCGCAAACGCACAUGAAACAUUCGAGUAUGAAUUGGAGAGAGCACUGGAAGCAAAGUGUAAUUUAAUUGUCAUUGAACCUUCAAAAUUAGGCGAUGAAACAUCAAGAUGGAUUACAGUUGGAAACUGCUUGCACAAAACAGCAUCACUUUCAGGGCUAACAGCUAUUGUUACUGGUGCACUUUGGGGUAAUAAACCUUACCUCUGCAGUACCUUCGGGAUAACGGCCUUUAUAACAUGUGGUCUUUACACUGUGUCCUGGCAGUUUGAUCCUUGCUGCCAGUACCAAGUAGAAACUGACACCAGUAAAUUACCUCAUGUAGAGUUGCUGGCAAUUCUCGGACCUUGUUCACCAACAUUUCUCGUACGAAAAGACGAUAAACGUCGACGAAUUCUUCAUGGGACCAUUACAGUCGCCGCUAUUAGUAUCUGUGCAUGGAGAUUAUAUCAAGCAUUUAAAUAAAAUGGGUGAUAUGUUUAAAAUAGUUGUUUCACGUUAUAAUGUAAAUAUUAAAAGAUAAUUCAAUUCUUCUUCAUUAACAUUA